UGUCCGGCUCCGGCAGCGGCGGUCCGGCUGCGAGAGCGGCGGCGGCGGCGCGGGGCGACAGCGGGCGUCGCGCGGCCGGGACCAUGGCUGGAGGCAAAGCUGGAAAGGAUAGUGGGAAGGCCAAGGCUAAGGCGGUGUCCCGCUCCCAGAGAGCCGGGCUGCAGUUUCCUGUGGGCCGCAUCCACAGACACCUGAAGACCCGCACCACAAGCCACGGACGGGUGGGCGCCACUGCUGCUGUGUACAGCGCUGCGAUUCUGGAGUACCUCACAGCUGAGGUGCUGGAGUUGGCAGGGAACGCUUCUAAAGAUCUCAAAGUGAAGCGCAUCACUCCACGCCACCUGCAGCUUGCCAUCCGAGGUGAUGAAGAGUUGGACUCGCUCAUCAAGGCUACCAUCGCUGGGGGCGGUGUGAUCCCGCACAUUCACAAAUCUCUGAUUGGAAAGAAGGGACAGCAGAAAACUGCCUAGGAAGUGAGUUAACACACCUGCUCUCCCUCCCUGUCUGUAACUGGGACAGAGGACCCCAGUGGGGUGUGUGGAAUUCUUAAGAACGGUUCGAUGGAAAAGCAUAGACAAUUGCUGUAGACAGGAUAAAAGAAACAUUUGUAUGUUUUUAGACUGGAGAAGUUUGAUACGUCCCUUUCCCUGUGGUCAGAGUCAUGUGUUGAUUGACCAGGUUUCUCCCUUGUGUUUUAUACAAAAAUAGAAUUGAUAAAACAUUUUUUACAAAAUUAA
This is a messenger RNA of Psammomys obesus (fat sand rat), 737 nucleotides long. Its product is annotated as histone H2A.V. Lineage: Eukaryota; Metazoa; Chordata; Mammalia; Rodentia; Muridae. Gene Ontology annotation, cellular component: nucleosome. The transcript is spliced from 5 exons. Gene Ontology annotation, molecular function: structural constituent of chromatin; protein heterodimerization activity; DNA binding. The record is from RefSeq and is a predicted model, not a curated record. Bases 84 to 470 code for a protein of 128 amino acids.